Molecule: messenger RNA, 2269 nt
Organism: Oryza sativa Japonica Group (Japanese rice)
Lineage: Eukaryota; Viridiplantae; Streptophyta; Magnoliopsida; Poales; Poaceae
Source: RefSeq, a predicted model, not a curated record
GAAUUGGAGGACUAUGCUAUUAAACUUGCUCUAAUACAAAAGCACUCAGCUACUGAAGAAAAACAAUUCCACUCGCUUCCUCACCUAGCCCUCUCUCCACGAUACGUCCAGUCCAGCCAUACGAUUCGAUCGAUCGCCAUGGGAAAGCUCACCGACGUGACACGCUCCAACGACAUCCAGCUCAAGAUCGUGGGCCACUCCUUGACAAUGGCCAUGGACGACGGCGAGUUCUUCAGUUCCAGGCGGUAUUGCGUCGGCGGACACGACUGGGAGAUCCGCCUGCGGCCGAAGGAUCCCUGGGUUGGCAGGCGCGACCGGCCGCUCACGCUCAAGCUCGUCCUGCGCGGCGCGCCCCGCACAGGCAGCGGCAGUGUGAAGGCCCAGCUAAGCUGCUGCUUGGUAGAUCCGACGCAGAAGCUGAGGCCGUCGGAGAUGAAGACCGUGUCGCAUAAGUUCCACAAGCCCGGUGACUACUCGCCCCGUGCCGUGUUCAUGGCAAGGGACGAGCUGGAGGCGUCGGGCUAUCUCACAGACGAUUCCUACGUCGUUCAGUGCGCCAUCACCGUGCUCCGAGAACAGCCGGAGAUAGCCGCGGCGGCGGCAGCGGCGGGCGACAGCGCGAAUGCAGCCGUGGCGCCGUCGUCCGAGUUGCACGCGUACCUUGGCGCCCUCCUGGAGAGCAAGACCGGCGCCGACGUCACGUUCGUCGUGUCCGGCGAGUCGUUCGCCGCGCACAAGGCUAUACUGGCCUCGAGGUCGCCGGUUUUCAUGGCCGAGCUGUUCGGGGCGAUGAAGGUGAAGGCCUCGGAGCGCGUCGAGGUCAAGGACAUGGAGGCGCCGGUCUUCAAAGCCAUUCUUCACUUCGUCUACACUGACACCGUUCCAGAGCUCGACCACCGUGAUGGCGAGGAGACGGAGGCAGCGUCGACGGCGACGGCGAUGGCGCAGCAUCUGCUCGCCGGCGCCGACAGGUACGGGCUGGAGAGGCUCAAGCUCAUCUGCGAGAGCAAGCUCGCCGAGCGCAUCGACGUCGACACGGUGUCGACCACGUUGGCGUUGGCGGAGCAGCACGACUGCUCGCAUCUGAAGGCCAAGUGCGUCGAGUUCAUUGCUGCCGGCACGGCUGAAAACCUUGAUGCUGUGUUGGCCACUGAUGGGUUCAAACAUCUGGAGGCGAGCUGUCCCUCGGUGUUGACUGACCUUGUCAAGGUUGCCCGUGGAAGAAAGCAAAAUUUGGUCACGUCGUGUACGAUCGCCGUGGGCGGAUACGACUGGCUGAUCGAGGUCUUCCCGGCCGCUUACUACCACGGCACCAGCUCCCGCAACUCCGGCCCCUACAUAAAGCUGCGCUUCACCUUGUCGAGCGACGGCGAGCGCACCGUGUCGGCGACGUUCAGAUGCCGCCUUGUCGAUGAUCAUCAGAUCAAUCAAACCGCCGCGUCCGCAUCCAGCUCUUUCAAGGAGGUGAUAGUGACAUCCAUCUUCUCCAAUGGCCAACCAAAGGACAUGUUCUUGGUGUCGAGGAGCUAUGCGUCUGAAUACAGAUACGUCCAACCAGACGACUCCUUGCUGAUCGAGUGCGCGAUCACCGUUCUGCUCGAAGCACCAGUGAACGCGGCGGCAAGCGUUCCGGCGCCUCUCUCCGACCUGCAGAAGCACCUCGGCGAGAUGCUGACGAGCAAGAAUGGCGCCGACAUCACGUUCCUCGUCUCCGGCGAGCCUGUCGCGGCGCACAGGUGCGUGCUCGCCGCGAGGUCGCCGGUGUUCAUGGCCGAGCUGUUCGGCGACAUGAAGGAGAAAGACUCGCAGAGCAUCGAGAUCAAGGACAUGGAGGCAGAGGUCUUCAGGACCCUGCUCCACUUCAUCUACACCGACACUUUGCCGGAGCAAGAUGACGACGACGUCGAGGCUGAAACAAUGGCGUAUGGUCUUCUCGAAGCCGCGGAUCGGUACGGCGUGGAGAGGCUGAUGCUGAUCUGCGCGGAGAAGGUGCACGCUGGCAUUAGCGUGGACACCGCCGCGAUGGCGUUGGCUCUGGCGGAGCGCCAUGGAUGUACCAAGCUCAAGGCUAGGUGCAUCGAGUUCAUCUUGGCUUCUCAGGAGAAUUUCCACGCAGUCGCUGCAACGGAGGGUUACAAGCUUCUCAUGGAUAGCUGCCCCUCUGCUCUGAAUGACCUUCUAGUGGCUGUUUUUCUGAGGUACAAAUUAACUGUUCUGUAACCGGAACAUGUACGGGAUAGAACAACGUUCCUAGAUAGAGUUGAGUAUU